Molecule: messenger RNA, 2164 nt
Organism: Acomys russatus (golden spiny mouse)
Lineage: Eukaryota; Metazoa; Chordata; Mammalia; Rodentia; Muridae
Gene: St6gal2
Product: ST6 beta-galactoside alpha-2,6-sialyltransferase 2
Exons: 6
Coding region: 203-1774 (523 amino acids)
Molecular function (GO): sialyltransferase activity
Source: RefSeq, a predicted model, not a curated record
GCGGAGUCUGCAAUCGCUGUGCGAGAAGCAGGCUCUGCGUAGCCAGAGCGUCCCCGCCUGCGCUGGCCGGGGGACAAGCUUCGGGCCGGAGCGCGCGCUGGAGGCUGAGCAACUUCCAGGCGCCUAGCUGCUAGGUUCUGCGCACCUUCCCAAGCGCUUUCGAACCCCAAGGUGAAGUGCUGGCCGGCCCCAGAGGGCUGCAAUGAAACCACACUUGAAGCAAUGGCGACAACGAAUGCUCUUUGGAAUCUUUGUUUGGGGGCUCCUCUUUUUGGCGAUUUUUAUCUACUUCACCAACAGCAAUCCUGCCGCACCUGUGCCCAGCUCCUUUUCGUUCCUGGAGAGCCGUGGGCUCCUGCCUGUGCAAGGCAAGCAGCGGGCCAUCAUGGGCGCUUUGCAGGAGCCCUCCUUGCCCAGAAGUUUGGAGGCAAGCAACGUGCUGCUGGGCGGUCACCGUGCCAGCUCCUUCCACAGCGGACCUGGGGAUCCACAGAAAUGGGACCAGACCCAAGAUGGCUUUGACAAUGGGGAAGAGUUUUUUUCCUCCCAGGUCCGGAGGAAAUCGCAAAGUGCUUUCUACCCGGAGGACGACGGCUACUUUUUUGUUGCGGGUCAACCAGGGUGGCACCACCACCCACAGGGCACACUGGGGCUUUCCUCUGCUGGGGAGACAUCGCGGCGGGCAGGACCCGCCCAGCACAAACGGGAGAAGCUACGCCAAGCAAGGCUAAGCAACAUGCCAGAGGAGGCCUAUGACAGCGACAUGCUGUCAGCCUCCAUGUCCAGAGCCUUCCUAUACCGGCUAUGGAAGGGGGCCGUGUCCUCGAAGAUGCUGAAUCCGCGCCUGCAGAAGGCCAUGCGCUACUACAUGUCCUUCAACAAACACGGCGUGCGCUUUCGUGGACGGCGGGAGGCGCGGCGUUCUGGACCUGAGCUGUUGUGCGAGCUGCGUAGGCGGGUGCGCGUACGCACGCUGGACGGCAAAGAAGCGCCCUUCUCGGCGCUGGGCUGGCGGCCUCUAGUACCUGGGGUGCCUCUGAGCCAGCUGCACCCACGUGGCCUGCGCAGCUGUGCAGUAGUCAUGUCCGCCGGUGCCAUCCUGAACUCCUCCUUGGGGGAGGAAAUCGAUUCUCAUGAUGCAGUUUUGAGAUUUAACUCUGCUCCUACACGUGGCUAUGAGAAAGAUGUCGGAAAUAAAACCACAGUACGCAUCAUUAACUCUCAGAUUCUGGCCAACCCCAGCCAUCACUUCAUUGACAGUUCUUUAUAUAAAGAUGUUAUCCUGGUGGCCUGGGACCCAGCUCCUUAUUCUGCUAAUCUUAACCUGUGGUAUAAGAAGCCAGAUUACAACCUCUUCACUCCAUAUAUCCAGCAUCGCCGGAGAUACCCAACUCAGCCAUUUUAUAUUCUUCACCCCAAAUUCAUAUGGCAGCUUUGGGAUAUUAUCCAGGAAAACACAAAGGAGAAGAUUCAGCCCAACCCACCAUCUUCUGGUUUCAUUGGAAUCCUCAUCAUGAUGUCCAUGUGCAGGGAAGUGCACGUGUAUGAAUACAUCCCAUCUGUCCGGCAGACAGAGCUCUGCCACUACCACGAGCUGUACUACGAUGCAGCCUGCACCCUGGGGGCCUACCACCCACUGCUCUAUGAAAAGCUCCUGGUGCAACGCCUCAACACAGGCACCCAGGCAGAUUUGCAUCAUAAGGGCAAAGUGGUCCUGCCAGGCUUCCGGGCCCUGCGGUGCCCAGUGAUCAGCCCCAACAACACGCACGCAUAAAACGGAACUCUCGGGAACGGAUGUGCAAUAAGAUACUACUGUCGUCCUCAAAGUCACAAAAGAAUACUUGAAUAUAGAUUUAGACAGUGUGUUGUCUUCAACUGCAACUUAGUGGCCAUGAGAAUUCUUUCUAGUCUAAGCCAUUGGGUAACUAUUACUGCUAUGAAUAUGGAAAUGGAACUUUAAAACCACCCGAGAAAGAAGCAAAAACAGGAUACAUAGAAAGAAAACAGAUGUGUACUCGUGGGCACGAUACCUCUAAACAUGUUAACCUCUACAACAGGGACACUGUUUUACCACAGUUGGUUCCGACCACAAGUUUGGAAGAUACUACUGAUGAUACGGUUUCUAUCUAGAAAUAGCCAAGUUGAAAUCCUGUAGCUAGCAAGU